Messenger RNA from Ostrea edulis (European flat oyster), 1730 nucleotides. RefSeq lists its product as uncharacterized. The transcript is spliced from 8 exons. Bases 361 to 1272 code for a protein of 303 amino acids. NCBI's taxonomy places the organism in Eukaryota, Metazoa, Mollusca, Bivalvia, Ostreida, Ostreidae. The record is from RefSeq and is a predicted model, not a curated record.
UGAAAGACGGAUUCAUUUGCAUAUUCCGCUUAAUGUAUGCCUAAGCUUUAUGCCAUAUUCCGUCUAAAAUUUAGCAGGAUUUUUAAGCGGAAUCUUUAAGCGGAAUCUUUAGGCGGGCUAAUUUACAUAUUUCGCCUAAAUUUCCGCUUAAAUUCCAGCUGGACUCCAUCUAAUGUCCACCUGUAUUUCGCCUAAGUUAACUAUUCAUAGUAAUGCUGACUUCAGGCAAAAUACGCCUUAGUUGUCCGCCUGAAAUCCGCCUUUUCUCCGCCUGGAAUAUUUCGUACGGUUAAUAUUCCUGGAAUAUGUCAUGCCAAUUUAAAGGAGAGAGAGAGGGAGGUGGGACAGAAGCUUGAAGAGAUGGCAAUUGCAUCGUGUUCAAGAAAUCUAGCAAAUGAAGUAGCUUUGACUGAUUCACAAGAGGAUGGCAUUGUUGCGAGUUUCGAUGGAGCCUGGCAGAAAAGAGGCACAGGCAGGGCUUAUAACAGUCUUACUGGUCAUGCCACUCUCAUUGGUCAGAAAACUGGAAAAUGUGUGGGUUAUGCACUGAAAAGCAAGAAAUGUCGUAUUUGCAGUGCUGCCAAGGUGAAAAACGUAACGCCAAGAAAACACAAUUGCAAAAAGAACUGGAGCGGGUCGGCAAAGGCAAUGGAACCCGCAAUGGCAUGCGAAAUGCUGCAGUCUAUUUUAGAUCGUGGAGAAAAAGUAUCCACACUAGUGAUGGACAAUGAUAGUACCACAAUUGCCAGAGUAAAGUCGACAGUAGACAAGAGCAUCACCAAGCGCUGUGAUAGUAAUCACACUAAAAAGGGCUUUACAGCAUCUCUCAUAGAAUUGAGCAAAACCCACAAAUUGUUGCGCAACACCAAGGUCCGUACCCACAUUGAAAGGUGUUUUACCUACAGCGUGUCUCAAAACAGAGGGGAACCAGAGCAACUUGCUAAAGGAUUAAGCAGUAUAGUUCCUCAUUUAUAUGGUGAUCAUUCUGAUUGUGGAACUUGGUGUAGGGGCAAUGAGGAAGGAUAUAAACACCAGGCCCUGCCUUAUGGCAAACCACUGGAUGACCAGGACUUAAGAGUAGCCCUUCAGUCCCUGAUGAAUAAGUUCACCUUGAAGGCAACUGAAUUGGCCAAUAUGGGGUCAACACAACCCAAUGAAAGCUUUAAUAACAUGGCAUCAUCGAAAGCACCAAAGAGAUUCUUAAUAAGAGUUGCUCACUUUCACCUGGAACAUAUACCAUCAAACACCUACAACGUAAAAACAAGACACUGAAAACAAAGCGCCUUCAAACUGCACAACCAAAGGUAAAACGAAGGAGACUGGAACUUAAAGCUGAAAGGCAAUUGAAGAAUGCAUCCCAAGCUGUUCUUGAAGGUGAUACAUAUCAGUCUCACAUUGACUUAGGACCUGAAGGAAACGCAGAUAUAGAAGAUAUUCAGCUGGAGACAUCUGUAGAAAACCUGCUAACACGUCCACUAGUGUUUUUUGAUUUGGAAACGGGAGGAUUAGGAAGAACAUCGGACAUCAUUCAAAUUGCAGCAAAGAACAAAGAAAAACAGUUCUCGGUAUAUGUUUUACCAACUCGAUAGCCUCGGAAGCCACUUGUUUGACAUUUGAUGGUGACAACUUGUGUUACAAAGGAAAACCAGUUCUUGCUGUUCCUCCACUUGAAGCUCUGAUUGUGUUUCUAAGUUUUUUAGAGUCCUUUGAUGGUCCAGUUUUAGUGGGAC